AAUUGUUAACCAAUAAAAUACAUAGCUUCCGAGUGUUGCAAAUGUUUGGUGUGAUCUUCUAGCGGAAAUUUUGCACAAAUUAUUGAGCAGCUAGUUGUCCGCAUUGUGUAAAGUAUAGUCUGAAAAAGGAUCUGCUUUAUGCUUGUACGCAUUUCUGCUGUAGUUUCGUUGUAGAGCCACCUGUGGUGUUUGCGCUGCAGCCGCGGACAUUCGGGCAUUUUUGUUUUUUUUUCCUUCGUUUGAGCGUUCUAACCACAGUGGAAGUGUUCUUUUCUGCUAGAUGAUAAAAAUUCGCAGCUAAAGGCUGGAGCGUCUGAUUCUGGCACUACUAGUAGAAUACAACAGUGAUUCUUUAUACAAAUACGUUCUCAAUCACUUUGUGUAAUUGAAAUAAUAAAAAGAGAAGUAAAACGCUGGAAAAUUUAAAGCGACGAUAGGAGAAGAGUUCAUCACAACAAGGGCUAUAUAUCGUACGCUAAGUGGCGUUAUACCACAGUAAAAUUUUUUUGGUGCACAAAACGUCACUAUUUCGAAAGUUAUGUUAUUUCGCAAAGUGCCUAACUGAAAAGAAUAAGCCUUAUAGGAAAACUUAGCAGCUAGUUUCAUUUAUUAGAAAUUACCACAAACACCCCUCACCAGUGAAAGUGAAUAGUAAAACUAAGAAAAUGCACCAUACCGAAAACGAUAAAAAACGGGCCAAUUUUUCGGCCCUGAGCCCUAUCAACGGAGCAAUUAUUAAAACAACUGCAACUGGAAAGCCCGGAGAUGUUAAAAAAAUAAUAAUUAAAAAUAUGAAAUCUUACCCAUCAAUUCCGGAAAAUUUUGAAGAAACUACAUGGAAUCAGCUACGCAAAGCAGUAAUUGCUAUUCAGACGUCUACACCUAUUGAAUACUCGCUAGAAUGUCUCUGCCAGGCCGUAUCGCAUAUGUGUGAAGACAAGAUGGAUUCGCAAUUAUACGUCAACCUGACGGCCCUAGUGGAGCAGCAUGUGAAGGCAAACAUUGUACCUUUUUUAUCUGAAUCGGGCGACAAAUUGGUGUAUCUAAAGAAAAUGAACGAUUAUUGGCAAUCGCACUGCCAACAGAUGAUCAUGAUUCGUAGCAUUUUCCUGUAUCUCGAUCGCAUAUACGUCUUGAAUAAUCCAACAGUGCAUUCGAUUUGGGAAAUGGGGCUAGAACUUUUCCGUGAUCAUAUUGCUAUGAACAACUUAGUACAAGCACGUACCGUCGAAGGAAUUCUUAUAUUGAUCGAAAAAGAGCGGCAUGGUGACACGGUAGAUCGGUCUCUACUAAAGAGCCUUUUAAGAAUGCUAUCUGAUUUGCAAAUCUAUAGAGACGCGUUCGAGCAAAAGUUCCUCAUGGCCACGAAACAUUUGUAUCAAGCGGAAGGCCAAGCCAAGAUGGAAGAGCUUGAUGUUCCGGAUUAUUUGCAGCACGUGGACAAGCGUUUGAACGAAGAAGAAGAACGCUUAGAACACUAUCUCGAUGGCUGUACAAGGCAUCAACUGAUCGUAACCGUUGAGAGACAGCUUAUCAAUGAACAUGUAACUGGAAUUUUGCAAAAAGGUUUAGACCAACUAUUAGAGGAAAACAGGCUGAGUGAUCUUACCCGACUUUACAAGUUGUUCAGUCGUGUCAAAAAUGGUACGACGGAACUCUGUGCACAUUUUAAUGCUUACAUAAAAAAGAAGGGACGAACCAUCGUCAUAGAUCCAGAGAAGGACAAAUCGAUGGUGCAGGAUCUACUGGACUAUAAAGACAAAAUGGAUAACAUUGUUAAUACAUGCUUCGAAAGGAAUGAAAAAUUCGGAAACUCGCUACGCGAAGCUUUUGAGUACUUCAUAAACCAACGAUCUAAUAAACCGGCAGAAUUGAUUGCGAAAUAUGUCGAUAUGAAAUUGCGCGCAGGAAACAAGGAGGCAACCGAAGAAGAGUUAGAACAGAUUCUUGAUAAGAUAAUGGUGCAAUUUAGGUUCAUUCACGGCAAGGACGUGUUUGAAGCAUUUUACAAAAAAGAUUUGGCCAAACGCCUGCUAGUUGGCAAGUCUGCUUCAGUUGAUGCGGAAAAAAGCAUGUUAUCCAAACUCAAACAAGAAUGCGGCGGAGGAUUCACAUCAAAGCUAGAAGGAAUGUUCAAGGAUAUGGAACUGAGUCGUGACAUAAAUUUUGCUUUUAAACAGAGCAUGCAGAACUCGGAACACAAGGAACUUCAGAACAUCGAUCUAACUGUUAACAUCUUGACAAUGGGAUUUUGGCCAACGUAUCCUGUCAUGGAGGUUACACUUCCUCAGGAAUUAUUACAGUAUCAAUCGAUUUUCAACAAAUUCUACCUAGCAAAACACAGUGGCCGAAAACUGCAAUGGCAGCCAACGCUUGGACAUUGCGUACUUAAAGCCCAAUUUGAUGCGGGACCAAAAGAUUUGCAAGUGUCUCUGUUUCAGGCACUAGUGUUGCUGUUGUUCAACUAUAAUGCUGCUAUUACAUUCGAAGAAAUUCGUGCAGCAGUUAAUAUAGAGAAUGGAGAAUUGAAACGCACCUUACAAUCGCUCGCUUGUGGAAAGGCACGUGUUUUGACGAAAAUACCCAAAGGUCGUGAAGUGGAAAACACUGACAAAUUUCAGUUCAACAAUGAAUUCACCAAUAAGUUGUUUAGGAUUAAAAUAAAUCAAAUCCAAAUGAAGGAAACGACGGAAGAACAAAAAGCCACAGAAGAACGUGUAUAUCAAGACCGACAAUAUCAAAUUGACGCAGCAAUUGUCCGCAUUAUGAAGAUGAGAAAAACACUUAGUCACAACUUGUUAAUCACGGAAUUAUAUAAACAGCUCACUUUUCCAGUUAAGCCGGCCGAUUUAAAGAAACGAAUCGAAUCAUUGAUAGAUCGAGAUUAUAUGGAACGUGAUAAGGAUAACCAAAACCAGUAUAAUUACGUUGCCUAAUUCCUUUCGUUUACUCAAAAAAAUACGUUUUACUUUAUAAAUUGUAAAAUUGAGCAGGUGUUUGUGAAAAUAUCUUUUUUUUGUUAAAAACAACUGCGAACUAUAGGGAUAUCCAAGGAUUCGUCACAAAAAUGAAGAAACAACAUACACAUUGAGAAGCAUUCUUUUGUAGUAGACUUUUUUUAUCACUAAUGAAAUGAAUUUAAAGAAUUUUCGAGUUUCUGUUUAAAUUCAUUCGAUUAAAAGAUAAGCAAAAAGUAAUGUUCAUCGCAACCUACUGAAAAAGGCAUUAGACUUGAACUGCUCUUUGAUUUUAAACAUCCGCAUGUACAUUUUGUAAUAAAUCUGCGAAGAUCGUAUAUGUAAUAAUAA
Messenger RNA from Anopheles coluzzii, 3308 nucleotides. RefSeq names its product cullin-4A (gene Cul4). Gene Ontology annotation, biological process: protein ubiquitination; DNA damage response; ubiquitin-dependent protein catabolic process. The transcript has 7 exons. The coding region runs from base 666 to 2936 and encodes 756 amino acids. NCBI's taxonomy places the organism in Eukaryota, Metazoa, Arthropoda, Insecta, Diptera, Culicidae. Gene Ontology annotation, molecular function: ubiquitin protein ligase binding. The record is from RefSeq and is a predicted model, not a curated record. Gene Ontology annotation, cellular component: Cul4-RING E3 ubiquitin ligase complex.